CGACAACAAGGAAGAGAGAAAGGCGUGACACACAAAGAAAAAUGCGAGAUAAGGUUGUUUUGGUUGAGGCCGUCCUUUUUGCGGAUCACAGGCUCAGUUGUUUGUUCCCUGGUUAUUUCCCGCUUGGCUGGGCCCAGCAGGAUGGGCCUGUGGAGGUCCGCGGGCAUGAGGGGUUAUUACUGCUGAUGGCACGGUAGAGGGCUGUAAUGGGGCCCUGCCCGGGUCACGUGGUCCGCGUGGUCGACUGGACACAGCUCGCCGGACGCAGCGAGCGUUCGUCUGGCCCCUCCAUUACCAACCUGAGCCGCGACGGUGGAGGCUGCGUUUUGGGGGGCGUGGCAGCGUGGCGGGGUCUAAGGAAUGGAUGUCUUUUAGGAGGAGUGGGAUAAGGGAUGAGGAGGACAUGGACGGUUUCCUGUGGAGACGGGUGUGAUUGCAGUUUGGCGGGUGUCAUUUCCUUUGGCUGCUAGAAAAGCACUCUGCGUCGCAGGGGUGCCCGGCCGGGAAGGACCUGCUGGGCGGAGUCUGAACCAUGUCCAUAGGCCGGAGAACAACCCAGAUGAUCACAGAACAAGCCUGCGUCCCAUCGUAGGGUCAUGUAGCCCCCGACUGGCCGCCCUCCCCCCCACCCCGGCCCCCGAGUGAGCUUUGCCUCCAAAACACCACGUUUGAUUUGAUUGGCUGCUUCUAACCCAACCGACCAAUGGAGAAGACGGAGGAAGACCUGAACCUGUGCUUCCUGCUGGAGGACGAGAGGAACAUGAUCCUGAGGGUGUUGCAGAAGGACGAGAAGUUGAGGAAACAAGAGGAGAAGAGGAUACGGAGGUUGAAGAAUGAGUUGAUGGAGAUCAAAAUGCGGGGUUCCCGCCCCCCCCAGGAGGCAGGGGGGGAGCGGGAGUGCGCCCGCUGCCUGCGGACCCUGGGCCUCAUCUUCGACCGGGGGGACCUCUGUGAGGACUGCCAACUGCGCGUCUGCAACCAGUGUCGGGUCACGUCUCCCAAAGGCCGUCAGUGGAAGUGCAACGUCUGUGCCAAGAUCAUGGAGCUGAAGGUGGUGACCGGGGAAUGGUUCCACGAGGAGAGAUCCAAGCGCUUUGAGCGGCGCACGGUGCUCGGCGAUAUGAUCAAACAGACCAUCCUGAGCAGCCCCUCCGCCACAAAGGACAAGUCUCCAGAGAGAGUCGCCACCCAAGAGAACCAGGUUCCCAUUCAGCCUGAGAGGUCCAAGACCCCCAAGUCCGCCAAAAGCUCCAUACACUCCCUCCUGGAUGGCGCCAAGAGAAAAGGGUUGAGGCUGGACAAGAAAAAGCAUGGAAACAAAGUGAAAGCGGGGAGUCUUCAUUCGCUGCUUGACGAGGACGUUCACAGUGUGCAGAGUGUACAGUCUGACCCCGCCCCGCGCUCACGCAGGGGCAGCAGCCUGGCCCUGGAGCACUCGGGGAGGGCGGUGGUGCCCAACAACCUGCGCCCCGUCACCCCCUCGGACCAGUCGUCUCUACCCGGAGACAGCCACAGAUUCAGGCCGGAUGGUGCUGAAAGCGUUGCCAGUUUCCAGUCCGCUGACAAUGUGUUGGAGAAGCUCCCCAUUGGCCAUCCAAGGGGCGAGUCGGCCCCGCCCACCAUCGCUGUGUCGCGGGCCUCCGGCUCUUCCGACCAUAGUCGCUCAGAGCUGGACCUGUCAGUUCCUGGAUUGGAAGCCAGCGAUGACGGCUUCAGCCUCCAAAGCCGCUCCAUCCCUGGCCUCAACGGAUCGGAGUUUUCGGACGACGCUGAGGAGGAAGACAUUGAUGUGUUGGUGUCUGCAGGCAAAGGGGUCAGCCGACGCCUCAGCAACGCAGUGUCCACGUCCUCCACCCCUUGCUCAGAGAGGAGGUGGGGCUACCUCAAUGUCCCUGACUCAGACGCCGAGACUAGCAGCAUAAACAGCAUGAUGAGCAUGUACAGUGAGACCGGUGACUAUGGUAACGCCCGGGUGAGUGGGGAGAUACUGUUGAAGAUCAGCUACAGCUUCAAGACCGGCGCUCUCAACGUGCUGGUGAAAGAGUGCCAGAACCUCGCCACCGGGGACGAGAAGAGGCAGCGCACGGACGCGUACGUCAAGACCUACCUGCUGCCGGACAAGUCCCGCCAGAGCAAGAGGAAGACGGGCAUCAAGUCCAACUCCACCAACCCAGUGUUCAACGAGAACCUGAGGUACACCAUCAGCCACUCCCAGCUGGAGACGCGCACACUGCAGCUGUCUGUGUGGCACCACGACCGCUUCAGACACAACAGCUUCCUGGGAGAGGUGGAGCUCACCUUCGACUCCUGGGAGUUUGACUCCAAUAUAGAGGAGUGGUACGCGCUGCAGCCCAAGGUGGACAACAGUAUUGACUCCUCGAUGCAGUACAAAGGAGAACUCACUGUGGUUCUGAAGUACAUCCCAGCUGAGAAGAACCUCACUCUCCCUCUGGACCAGGUUCAAGUGAACAAGAAGAGCUUCUUGAAAGGCAACAAGACCAGUCGCUUCAUGCUUCCCAAAGGGGGCAUGGUGGAGCUUCUGGUCAAGGAAGCAAAGAACCUCACGGCCGUCAAGUCUGGGGGCACCUCGGACCCCUUCGUCAAGGGAUACCUCCUGCCGGACAGCAACAAGUCCACCAAGCACAAGACGGCGGUGGAGCGGCGCACGGUGAGCCCGCGCUGGAACCACACCUUCACCUACUGCGGCCUGCAGCCCGGCGACCUGGAGAACGUGUGUCUGGAGCUCACCGUCUGGGACAAGGAGGCCCUGGCCAGCAACGUCUUCCUGGGAGGAGUCCGGCUGGGGGCCGGCACUGGCCUCAGCUACGGGAACGAGGUGGACUGGAUGGACUCCUCGGGAGAGGAGCAGCAGCUGUGGCAGCGCAUGAUGGAGAACCCGGAGAUCCCCCAGGAGUGCACUCUGAUGCUGCGCUCUAGCAUGGGGCGCCACCACGACACGUGAGGGAGGAGGGGGAGGGAGGGGGAGGGGGGGGAGAGAGAGGGAGGGAGGGGGGGGGGACAAGGGAUGAGAGGGAUAAUCACCACAGUCUCUCUCUAGGGAGAGAGAAAGGGGGGGGGGGGUGAUUGAGAGAGGGAUGGGGGAUGAUGGAGAGGGAGAGGAGGGGUGAGAGAGAGAGAGAGGCGGUGAGAUAGGGAGACAGACUGAGAGAGUGGGGGUGAGAGAAAGACUAAGAGCUGCUGGAUGAGGGAGAGUGGGGUGAGAGAACGAGGGGGAUGGGGAGAGAAGGAUAGAAAAGUGGUGUGAAUUUGGGACGAGAGAGAAGGGAGAGAGAGAGAGAGAGAGAGAGAGAGAGAGAGAGAGAGAGAAGGCCAACAGAAGGCCAUGUAAACAAUCAUUGACUCAAAGAUGAAGCAUCAACAACAACAACAACCACCACGACCACCACCAACCAAAUGAGACUGCUGCAGAGCGUUGCUCUCUCGACGACAUCACCGCCGCCCCCCACCACCGCCACCUCCUUCCUGUUGCCCCAUCUGCCUCCCAGUACCCCUGGCAGCACAUCUCCAACCACCACAGUCAUGCCUUACACCCCCUGAGACCCGCCGGAGCCCCUCUUCACGACCAAGCACUGCUGUAUAUAAACGACCGUAUGUUAGAGAACCAACACAGGCACUGUACUUUAACACACACACACACACAUGCUAGUGAACGAUAAGCACAUGGUCACCCACGCCUCCCUGCUCCAGUAGCCUCCCCCCCCCCCCUCCGUGGCUCCUGGUCGGCGCUACGAUCAAUGAAUGCACAACAAGUUCUCCCUUCCAAUUGUUGCAUGUGUCGUUGUGUAAACGUGUACAUUCAUGCGUGGGCGAUGGGGCAAGGCGCCCCCAGUGUUGGGAGAACACACAUCGAAGCACACGGACGCUGGGAUGGGACGCCUCGGGGCAAACAGGUUUUUUAAGAGAGAGAGAGAGAGAGCGAGAGAGAGAGAGAGAGAGCGAGAGAGAGAGAGAGAGAGCGAGAGAGAGAGAGAGAGAGAGAGAGAGAGAGAGAGAGAGAGAGAGAGAGAGAGAGAGAUGGCGUUGGUUUCAGCAGUUCACAUGACACUGUAUCAGCGUCAUGAAUGAAAAGCGAAGGUCAAACGUAAAGGAAGUGAGGCUGUGGUCACACCCGAGCAAAACUAAUAAACAGAAGACACACACACACACACACACACACACACACACACACAUAGGGGUGUGUGCGUCAGCGGGGCGAGCGUGUCAGUGUGAACACGAGUGACGUGUGUGUGUGUGUUCACAGUCCAAAAAGAAUUUCCGCCUGGAGACUGUGAUCAGAGAGCGAGUGAGUCAGCACGACGUCCUCGGUCUCCUCUGCUUGAGGUUGAGGGGCGUGUGUGCGCGCGUGUGUGUGUGUUUGAGAGGGUGGGAAUAUAAUUAGUCAUCGAUUUGUCCCACCGGUUUUGGGGGGGGGGGGGACUGCCACUGAAUCUCAACCACCCUGGUGAAUCACCUGUGUUUGAGUCCGAACACCCCCCCAAACACCCCACCACCCAAACACCCCACCACCCUUCGCACCGAACACACAAACACAGCAACACACACACCCCUCACGGCGUCCUUGUUUAAACCUGGCCAAUCACGGAUCGGAGGACGGAAACAUGUGCAAACAGACAAAAGACAUCAACAACCCGUGGCGUUCAAUGUACAGUCCUACUGUAGACGAGAGCACAAUGCUGCAGAACCCCUAAAGCGUAGAGCAUGUACUAGUCUCUGUGUUCUGUUUGUGUCCGCCAGUACGGGCCACCUUGUUAUCAGGGCAGCCCGUAUCGAUCUAUAGGACUGCCCCCAUUGUGUCUGAAUCGUGUUGCCAGAAUAUUUUUAAAUAAAGAGCACAUUAUCUUCA
Molecule: messenger RNA, 4864 nt
Organism: Gadus morhua (Atlantic cod)
Lineage: Eukaryota; Metazoa; Chordata; Actinopteri; Gadiformes; Gadidae
Gene: sytl5
Product: synaptotagmin-like 5
Exons: 18
Coding region: 704-2962 (752 amino acids)
Biological process (GO): intracellular protein transport; exocytosis
Cellular component (GO): plasma membrane; exocytic vesicle
Molecular function (GO): phospholipid binding; neurexin family protein binding; small GTPase binding
Source: RefSeq, a predicted model, not a curated record